CUUGUAGCAGGAGAUCAGAGGAGAAUCUUAUAUCUUCAGAUUAUAAAGCAGAUGAUGAUAUCACACAAGAUACAUAUGAAGAACAUUCCAUUAUCCCAGAUACACCCUCAGCCCUUCACAGCCAAGAUCUGUCAUCUCAUCCUUAUAUACAGGUCCUGUCUUCUCACUCAUCACAGGAUGUUCAGCAAAAUAAAGGUCACAGAAGGGGUGUUGGACAUCAACGAGCUCAUACAGGAAAGAAACCAUAUUCUUGCUCAGAAUGUGGGAAAUGUUUUACUGACAAAUCACAUCUUGUUCAACAUAAAAUAACUCACACAGGGGAGAAGCCAUUUUCAUGUUCAGAAUGUGGAAAAUGUUUUACUGAAAAAUCAAGUCUUGUUAAACAUCAAAGAACUCACACAGGGGAGAAGCCAUUUUCAUGUUCAGAAUGUGGAAAAUGUUUUACUGAAAAAUCAAGUCUUGUUCAACAUCAAAGAACUCACACAGGGGUGAAGCCAUUUUCAUGUUCACAAUGUGGGAACUGCUUUACUAAGAAAUCAAAUCUUGUUCAACAUAAAAGAACUCACACAGGGGAGAAGCCCUUUUCAUGCUCAGAAUGUGGGAAACGUUUUUCUUGCAAGUCAGAUGUUACGCGACAUCAAAGAACUCACACAGGGGAGAAACCAUUUUCAUGUUCAGAAUGUGGGAAAUGUUUUACUGAUAAAUCAAAUCUUGUUCAACAUAAAAGAACUCACACAGGGGAGAAGCUAUUUUCAUGCUCAGAAUGUGGGAAACGUUUUACUUGCAAAUCAGAUGUUACUCGACAUCAAAGAACUCACACAGGGGAUAAACCAUUUUCAUGUUCAGAAUGUGGGAAAUGCUUUCCUCAUCAUACAAGUCUUUAUAAGCAUAAAAUAACUCACACAGGAGAGAAGCCAUUUUCAUGUUCAGAAUGUGGGAAAUGCUUUCCUCAUCAUUCAAGUCUUUAUAGGCAUAAAAGCACUCACACAGGGGAGAAGCCAUUUUCAUGUGCAGAAUGUGGGAAAUGUUUUACUCAGAAAUCAAAUCUUCUUCAGCAUCAAAGAACUCACACUGGGGAGAAGCAAUUUUCAUGUUCAGAAUGUGGGAAAUGCUUUACUCAUCAUACAAGUCUUUAUAAGCAUAAAAGAACUCACACAGGGGAGAAGCCAAUUCAGAGAAAUAAAUGAUGCAGAUUUCACAUCUAUAUAUUCACCAUGUACAUAGGAUAUCUGACAUUUAUACAUAUAUCAUAUACUGCAUCUCCAAACUUGUUCCCAAUUGAUAAUAAAAGUUUUCUAUUAGAACGUAGUCACCGAUCCAGCGAUGUCAUCACUAUAGUUUACAUGGUAGGAGAAGAGUGUGGUAUAUGGUUGUGAUAUUCACUGCUCCUCAUAGAGAAGACCCAACAGGCAUAAUCCAUGGGGAGCUGCUACUGGAGACCCAAACACCUCACAGAGAAGGGACUUAUUCCAGUGAUGAAGAAUUCCAGGACGGUCCGGGCUUCACCUGCUGAGACCCUUUUAGAAAGGUUGUGUUAUCCCGAUCCUAGCUGAUCAUGUGGCGUCUGAUCACUGGACACCUCACUCUGUGCUCGGCUGUUUCUGCAGCUCCCAUAGUAAAUGUACCUCCUCCCUACCUGGGGACACUGGGGUCCCUGUUAUUGAGAUACUGGGGAUAGAUGACACAACCCCCUCUCCACCCCGUGAUGUACUUUUAUGUCCUGGGCGGGAUUACUUUCCCGACUGUCUUGGCAGUGUAACCCUAUGUAUGCCGCAGUCAGUACUGAUUGUGGCAUCUAUAGGGUUAAACUGUCUUGCUCCCCCAGUCAUGGCCUCCAGGUCUACCAGGCGCUGUUGCCUAUGAGGCCCGACCUCGGUAACACUGACAGUUAUACUGCGCUGUAGUACAGAUGUAUGGUGGUGUAGUAUAACAGCAAUUACACGAAAGCAGCUUCAGGUCCUAAAUAAAAACGUAUGGUCCCUGUCCCAAUAAAGCCGUAUAUUAUUACAAAAAAACUCCAAAACAUACA
Hyla sarda is the source of this 2029-nucleotide messenger RNA. RefSeq names its product oocyte zinc finger protein XlCOF6.1-like. Lineage: Eukaryota; Metazoa; Chordata; Amphibia; Anura; Hylidae. The transcript has a single exon. The annotation marks the transcript as partial. The record is from RefSeq and is a predicted model, not a curated record.